This is a messenger RNA of Sphaerodactylus townsendi, 3491 nucleotides long. It is a transcript of the gene RXFP3, whose product is annotated as relaxin family peptide receptor 3. Gene Ontology annotation, molecular function: G protein-coupled receptor activity. The record is from RefSeq and is a predicted model, not a curated record. Lineage: Eukaryota; Metazoa; Chordata; Lepidosauria; Squamata; Sphaerodactylidae. Gene Ontology annotation, cellular component: membrane. Bases 441 to 1802 code for a protein of 453 amino acids. The transcript has a single exon. Gene Ontology annotation, biological process: immune response; G protein-coupled receptor signaling pathway.
AGACGGCCGGUUCGGAGGCGCUCCUUGCAAAGAGUCGGACUUGGUCUGCCUGCCUCUGGCUCCAUCCAUGCAACCGCCGCCAACGCCUGGAAGGAGCAGCCGCUGGGUCCUUUCCCCCUUCUUGCUCUCUGGAAGGUGCUGCCUUUGGACCUGAGCCUUGUCCAUCCCGCCACCUGCCUGUUCUUUGGCUCUCUCUGCUGAACUUCCAUCCUUUGCUCCAGGUGUGGGUACCCCUCAUUCUGCCUUUUCCACGGACUCUGCAGCUAAGGAUUCACAGUCCCUGCCGGAUCUCCGGGCGAAGACUCCCAGGUUUUGGGAUGCUGCUUCAGUGAGCACUUGGAAGGGGGAACCUCUUUUUGGUAUCUUCUAGGAACCACUGCCCUUUGGAGAGCAGGAGGAGGGAGACGGGGAGUGGAGCGAAAGCUUCCGUCUACCAUGGGAUGGAUGCCCUUUGCGAACCCAGUUACUGCUCGCUGGCGGCCAGCAUGAAAGAAGCCCGGCCGGGAGAGCUGCUGGAUUUCUCCCCGAGCCUUUUGGAGGACAAGCGAUGGGGCAACUUCAGCAACGAGUCCCUGCAGGAGCUGUCCAUGAGCUUCGCCGACCUGGACCUAACGGGUGGUCUCCAAGGCUCCAGCUGGAUCAUCGUCCGCAUCUUCAUCUCCAUCAUCUACUCCGUGGUCUGCGCCCUCGGUCUGGUGGGCAACCUUCUGGUGCUGUACCUGAUGAAGAGCAAACAGGGCUGGAAGAAGUCCUCCAUCAACCUCUUCGUGACCUGCUUGGCGGUGACGGACUUCCAGUUCGUGCUGACCCUGCCCUUCUGGGCUGUGGAGAACGCGCUGGAUUUCACCUGGCUCUUCGGCAAGGCCAUGUGCAAGAUCCUCUCCUACAUGACGGCGAUGAACAUGUACGCCAGCGUGUUCUUCCUCACGGCCAUGAGCGUCGCCCGAUACCACUCGGUGGCCUCUGCCCUGAAGGCCAAAAGGGUGGGCCGGUUUUGGGGGAGCUGCUGGUCGGCCAAGUGGCUCUGCUUGCUCAUCUGGGCCUCGGCCAUCCUGGCUUCCCUCCCCAACGCCAUCUUCUCAACCACCUCCACUAUCUUGAACGAGGAACUCUGCCUGGUCAAGAUCCCCGACAGCCAAGGGAAUAACAACCAGUUUUGGCUAGGGGUGUACCAUUCUCAGAAGGUGCUGCUGGGCUUCGUGGUCCCGCUGGGCAUCAUCACCCUCAGCUACUUGUUGCUCGUCCGCUUCAUCAGCGACAGGCACGUGGGCGCCAGCUCCUGUGGCCCCAGCACCAAGCGCCGCUCCAAAGUGACCAAAUCGGUGACCAUCGUGGUGUUGUCCUUCUUCCUCUGCUGGCUGCCCAACCAGGCGCUCACCACGUGGGGCAUCCUCAUCAAACUCAACGUUGUGCACUUCACCCACGCUUACUUCCUCUCGCAGGCGUACCUCUUCCCCAUCACGGUGUGCCUGGCGCACUGCAACAGCUGCCUCAACCCCAUCUUCUACUGCCUCAUGCGCAAGGAGUUCCGCAAGGCCCUCAAGAAGCUCCUCUGGAGGAUCACGUCGCCCUCGCUGACCAACAUGCGGCCCUUCACGGCAACCACCAAGCCGGAGCAGGAGGAGAAGGCUUCGCAUGCCCUGUUGCCCACUCGCUCUGACAACGAUUGCCCGGCAGCCAUUACCGCUCCUGCCAUGGCCGCCACCACGUCCAACGUUAUCUCGUAUCCCCCCGGGGUGGUGGUGUACAGUAGCCGAUGUGACAUUUUGCCCACGGGUGGCUCCACGGAGAUGAAUUGCUAGGCUUCAGGGGGUUAGGAAUGUUUGGCAUUUUUGAGGCUGUUCCUGUCCUCAGGGUGGGUAGCAUCUGUACACCAGGGGAAUUGCUUGAACAGCAGAAUCGGUAUGGAUCUGUGCCCCUUCGGUUGCUGCAUUGCUGGGGAAGAUGGGGAGAAGGAAAGGAAAAAUGCACACAAGAAUGGACCGUAACACAGGGACAAUAGCCAUAGCCAGACAUUUGAAAGAGAUUCCCUGAUACCCAUGCUUUCAAGGGAACUGAAAAGUGGAGAGAAGAGAGGUGUUCAUUCGGGACCUACCUGGACACUUGCUUAGGUUUUGGGAAAUGACCAGGAUUUCUGUUGCUGGCACUAUUAGUGGUGGGUGAAAGGGGAGGUUGGGGCUGUUUCUGAUGAUGUCCUUUUCUAUGCAGGAACCAUCCUCCAAUGGUCCGAUUCCAGAGGGAAAGGAAGUCCCAGGGAUUGUUCCUGGGUAAUUUAGGGUUACUCCUGGAAUAACCCUAAAAAUGUUGACGUGUGUCCUUCCUAAAGGCAAUAGGGAAGGUUCCAGGUGUGAGAGCAGAAAGCUAUGGAGCUGCUGUAUUCUGCCAGCUACCAAAAACAUCUGAAGGAAAAGAAAUCCAGACAGAGAGAGCUGCAUCCUCAUGCGUACUGAGCGUUUUCACUGAUAAUAUUCAAUUAGCAAAACCACAGGGGACAUCUGGUACCUUAAAGGGUCUGAGAUGUAGUGCACUGCAGAGUGUGUUAGGAAGGACGGGAGAUCAGAUGGUAGCACCCAGUUGGCUUGAGAAGAAUGUAAAGAAUCCAGGAGUUAGCAGAAUUGCCUCGGCAAGAACUUGGCUACAUCUGACCAAAGGUCUAUCUGGUCUAGCAUCCGAUUUUCAAAAACAGCCAGCCAGAUUCUUUUGAAACCAUACAAGAAAGGAAUGAAAUCAGCCCUUCAUUGUUCUUAGCCACCUCCGAAGCACAUGUUCUUCAAAGAUAUACUGCCUCUGAGGAUGGAGGUUCCAUUUGCUGUCAUAAGUAAUACAGCCAUGGAGCUGUCUAAUAUUGUGCAUGUUGGGCAGAGAAGUAGUUUGCACCAUUUAAAACAGAUAACCUUUUCCCCCAGGAGAAGACCUGGAAAAGGUUCUUUGUCCAUCGCAUUUUUUCUGUCCAUCUGUCAUUCUUAAUUAUGCAAAGUCCUCCUUUCUCGUUAAAAGGGUGAAGACUAACCAGGCUAAGCAUUUAAGCAAUAUAAAUGGCUGUUAAAAUCCACUUUCCUUUCGUCUACAGAUUGUUUUGGAAAAUUUCCAGCUCUUACAUUGCUGCUAUGUAAGAGUUGAUCACCGCCCCACCCUGAUUUAUAGGUAACAUGCCAUAUAUCCAUAGCUAAUCCAAAGGGGGCUGACCUUUCACCAAAAGGCUGAUUAUCUUCAUAUAUACUGCUAUUGAACAUGCUAUGCCUAUAAAGCGAUAUCAACAAAAUAGCCUCCUUGAUGUUCCAGGACUGGGCACAAAGAGAUGAUUGAAUCCUGAAGAUCUUGCAUUAGAUAUUCUGUUAAGUAUCAAGAGGGCGGGUCUUGUUCCUUUAUUAAACCAUCCUGCUUGAUUCACCAUAGAAUAUUAUUAUCACUUCAUCGGCCGGCAAAUAGCUGGAAAAAAAUUCAAUUAUUCUGUUGCCAGUUUUAAAAGUACUAAAACUCUUCAAAACUGA